Panicum virgatum (switchgrass) is the source of this 825-nucleotide messenger RNA. RefSeq lists its product as uncharacterized. The coding region runs from base 97 to 387 and encodes 96 amino acids. The transcript has a single exon. Lineage: Eukaryota; Viridiplantae; Streptophyta; Magnoliopsida; Poales; Poaceae. The record is from RefSeq and is a predicted model, not a curated record.
ACCUGCCAGUUCGGAGGAAACAAACUACAAGCCCCAGCAAUCGUAGCAUCCGAGCCAACCCUGCAGGCCAGCCGGGAGCUCCUGCUGCCAAGAAGCAUGGGCUCUCUGGGACCUAGCAUGGUGACCCUGCAGCAGCAGCAGCAGCACCCCAAGGCAGGCAUGCCCGCGGCGGCGGCGGCGGCCGGCGAGCAGCAGCAGGGCGGCGGCGGCGACGGGUUCUUCCGGAUGCCGCUGCACUACCCGCGGUACAAGAGGGCGGACUACGAGGCGAUGCCGGAGUGGCACGUGGACUGCCUGCUGCGCGAGUACGGCCUCCCCGUCGCCGGCGACCUCCGCGCCAAGCGGGAGUUCGCCAUGGGCGCCUUCCUCUGGCCCGACCAGUACUGAUGAUCAUCGCUGCGUUGUCGUUGGCGCCGUCGUCGUCGUCGUCGUCGUCGUCGUCGUCCCGGAUCGUUGAAGCAUGCAUGGAUGGAUCGAGAUUCUCCCCCGAUAUUGAUGAUUCUCGCAGGAGUGAGUAUGAACGUGUUUGUCGUCCCGUGAUCGAAUCUCCGGCGGAACUAUGUUAUCAUCGUGAUGAAAUAAUUAUUUCGCUGAUCUCCCUGAUAUCAGCUCGCGUGCAUCGAACUGUAUGUGGUAAUACUAAGAGAGUUACUAGAGUAUUAUCCCUGAACAGCUAUGUAUGGAAAGAAGUUGCCGUGGUAGUAAUUGUGACUGCAAUAUUCGCAUGUCCGCUGCAUUAAUGUACUAUGCAUGAUGAUUAUUAGUCGACCAAAUUUUGAUUAGGCAAGCCCUGUUUGUUUCUACAUUAACAUAGUUUACGUAAAA